This is a messenger RNA of Mercurialis annua (annual mercury), 915 nucleotides long. RefSeq lists its product as uncharacterized. Lineage: Eukaryota; Viridiplantae; Streptophyta; Magnoliopsida; Malpighiales; Euphorbiaceae. Gene Ontology annotation, molecular function: ubiquitin protein ligase activity. The coding region runs from base 142 to 699 and encodes 185 amino acids. The record is from RefSeq and is a predicted model, not a curated record. The transcript has 5 exons.
GCUCCUUAUUUAGUAUUAGUACUACUAUUUUAUUUUCCUUCCGCAUUGAAAAUUUCGCAAGUGUCGGAAAUUCUACAAAAUCUUAAGCCUGCAGUGUUGUGGAUAGGUUGAAUUUAGUUGGAUUCCUCAGAAGAACCUGAAAUGGACGGACCUCCUGUGGAUGAUCUAUGCUCGGUAUGCCAUGGCAGAUUCAAGGUCCCUUGCCAAGCCAAUUGCUCUCACUGGUUUUGCGGUGAUUGUAUUAUGCUUGUAUGGCAUCAUGGAUCUGCAAUUCAACCUUGUAAAUGCCCGCUUUGUCGUCGCCAAAUUACAUUGUUGGUUCCUGGUGAAGCUGCUCAAAGGGAGCGUCACAACCCUGAUGUUGCUGAGAUUCUGCAAAAGAUUCAAACGUAUAAUCGUCUUUUUGGUGGACGUUCUAAUAGCCUCAUUCAGAGAAUGCAAGACCUUCCAUUUCUGCUACGUAGAUUGUUACGGGAACUGACGGAUCCUCAAAGAUCACUUCCUCUUGUCAUCAGGGCACGCAUCUAUAUUGCAACGAUACUAAGUGGCAUUUACAUUCUUAGUCCUGUAGACAUCAUUCCAGAAGGUAUUUUGGGUAUAGUUGGCCUUUUGGAUGAUUUCCUUAUAGGACUUAUUUGCUUCCUUCACGUUGCUGCCAUUUAUCGAUCAGUAUUACACUUCAGACAUGGAGGUUCAUGAGUUGAUUUCUGGUUCCUUUGCUGUAAUCUUUGCAUUAGUUGUCAUGUAACUAAAUUUAGAUUAAUGCUAUAUAACCCUCCUUUUUAACCCACCUUACUUAACCCACCUGACAUGGCAAUCAAAUAGUGGGUGCAUUUAAAGUUGUUUUUUGAGAUAUACACUUUUGGGGAGAAAUUGGACGAAUUUAUGAAUGAAAUUUAUACUGGCCAUUUACUA